Malania oleifera is the source of this 1556-nucleotide messenger RNA. RefSeq names its product protein S-acyltransferase 10. The record is from RefSeq and is a predicted model, not a curated record. Gene Ontology annotation, cellular component: endoplasmic reticulum; Golgi apparatus. Lineage: Eukaryota; Viridiplantae; Streptophyta; Magnoliopsida; Santalales; Ximeniaceae. The transcript has 11 exons. Gene Ontology annotation, biological process: protein targeting to membrane; peptidyl-L-cysteine S-palmitoylation. Bases 354 to 1376 code for a protein of 340 amino acids. Gene Ontology annotation, molecular function: protein-cysteine S-palmitoyltransferase activity.
AGACACAGAAUCCAAUUGAAUGCAGUUAGCAAAAUACGAGAGAUUAUCAGGCAAUCAAAGCUGAGACACCUACCCAAAAAAAGAAAAUUAAUCACGGCUGAGACAGUGCGCCAGUGCGCACUGCGCACUCCCCCUUAACUGUUGGCCAGUGUCGAUCGCUAGACCAGCCGUGUGACCGCGCACUAAAUCGGGUCCGACUGACUCUCUCUCUCUCUCUCUCUAGCAUUCCUGUAGCUGUUCCCUUCCUCUGUUAGCUGUUAGGUAUGCGCAGAAGGUAGAGAGAUUCUUCUUCGCCAUCGAUUGGUCGCUGCUGUUUCGAUGCUGCUGUGUUUUAUGCUUCCCUGAGGCCGAGGAUGGUGGGUUUAUGCGGCCCUUUCAUGGACAGAUGCUAUGGUUUCUUUCCGUGUCUCUCUGAUCCCGCUCGGAGAUCGUCGUUCGGCCUUAAAGUGGCGUUGGUGGUUCUGCAUCUGAUCUACGUGGGCAUUCUCUUUCUGUUAGAUAGAGAUUUGAUAGAAAAAACGAGAAAAGAGCCGUGGUACACUGCAUUGUAUUUGUUGUUGUUUCUUGCUACAUUGGCUCAAUAUUUCUUUACUUCUGGUUCUUCCCCUGGCUAUGUCCUUGAUGCAAUGAGAGCUGUCAAUGAGGCAGAUUUAAGUUUUAGGAAGACAUCAAUGACCUCAAAGCAGCCUGCUUCAAGCAAAAAUGGAAGUGUGGUAAUUAAUAUGGGUGGGAAUCAGCUGGGAAGAAUUCCUCAGGGAAGCAGUGUGACAUCUUGGGCGAAGUUGGUUUUGGACAUGUAUCAUCCUGGAACAUCUCUCAGAAAUUGGACUUGCACCUAUUGCAACGUUGUGCAGCCCCCACGAGCAAAGCACUGUCAUGAUUGUGACAAAUGUGUUCUCCAAUUUGAUCAUCAUUGUGUUUGGCUUGGAACAUGCAUAGGCCAGGGUAAUCAUUGUCGAUUCUGGUGGUACAUUUUGGAGGAGACAGCAUUGUGCCUAUGGACUGGAAUCUUGUACAUUAUGUACUUGAAGAACAAUAUAUCAAAGGCUUGGUGGAUUGAUGGAAUUUUCAUAUUGCUACUGAUUACUUUGUCAAUUUCUCUGAUCUUUCUGCUUCUGCUGUUGCUUUUCCACAGCUAUCUUGUCCUGACGAAUCAGACAACCUAUGAACUUGUCAGAAGGAGGCGCAUCCCAUAUUUGAGAGGAAUUCCUGAAAGAGUGUAUCCUUUCAGUAAAGGAUGUCGUAGAAACCUGUACAACUUCUGCUGUGCUCAGAGCAGCAUAUAUAACAUGGAACCGUUGCCUACGGCAUACGAAAUUGAAGCUAAAUCAAGACCCUACACAUGCUUGGAUAUUUUGAUCUGCCGAUGCUGCUGAUAUUGUGUGCCUUGCCUUGCCUUGUAUCAUUUAAUUUUAUUAGCAAUUUUUUGCCCUAGAAAUUUAUUGUGGGUUAGGAUCGAGUGUAGAAGCAGCCCUGUGUUUGUAGCAAUUACUCUAUGAAGUCAUAAUUUUUGGAGAUGAGAAAUACAUGUAACAAUGAGUUUUCCUCGUUUGCUA